AUGGCGGAAUUAAACGGUGCUCCAGCAACGCUAAACACAAUGGCUGAAGAAGUUGUAGUGCAAAAUGAUUGUGAGUAUAACGUCACUAGUCCUGCACCGCCUGCAGAUCAAAAUUUACAAAUAAAUCUAGAUGGCGACGGUGGCAGUCUCAGCGCACCACAAGAAUUGCUAAUCCAUAGCAGAAAAAAACAGCUCCGUUUACAGCAACUAGAAGAGACCCUGCGUUUAAGAGAAGAGUAUUUACGGGAAAAAUUUCGCAUUUUAAACGCAGAAGAUGCAAACGAGGAAAUAGAAGGUCCAUGUGUUAUUGGCCCCACCAAAAUGUGUGGAACUAAUGUGAGCGGUAACACAGCAUUUUCUCCUACUCCAAUGCAGCCUGUACAAAAUAACAGAACCAACAUAUGUCCAGCGCGUGAGGUACCGGUACAUACGGUUAUGCAGUCACCACGUCAGCCGUCGACGCGGACUGCGGCAGAGCGUAGUCAGGCCUUACAUGUAGACUGCAACGGUAAUUCGCCAAACAUAUUUACAACAUUCACAGCACCAACAAGUACAGCACGUUCGCCAAAUCAGGUAUUCGCAACUCAAUCAGCCGAUACCUGUAAUUUGACGACUUCGCAGUUUGCAGCGCGGCAAUGCGUGCCAAAAGACUUGCCGGUAUUUAGCGGUGACCCCCAAGAGUGGCAUAUUUUUGUUAGUGCAUAUGAACAGAGCACGCAAAUGGCUGGUUACUCUCAUCAUGAGAAUUUAGUUCGCCUUCAAAAAUGUCUACGUGGUAAGGCUAGGGAGGUCGUGCGCAAUUUACUGGUAUUACCGGAGAUGGUACCUGAUAUUAUAAAUACGCUCAGAAUGUAUUUUGGACGUCCUGAGCAAAUACUUAGAAUACUUAUUGAUAGGGCGCGUCAAUUACCAUCGCCUAAGGGUAAACUUGAUCUACUCAUCGACUUUGCAUUUGCUAUCAAGAAUAUAGUAGCAAUAAUUCAUGCAAGCAAACUAAGCGGUUACCUCAACAGCCCAUUACUAUUGCAGGAAUUCGUAGAGAAGCUCUCUCAGGAGUCAAAACUUAACUGGGCAAUUUAUUCAACUGGCAUGAAUAACCCUUGCUUGGAAGAUUUUUCUACCUGGUUGUCCACAUUGGCUGAAGCAGCUUGCCGUGUUACGAAUCCGGCAUCACUCUCAGAGAAACUUAACAAGCGUGAAGCUCAUUUGCACACGCAUAAAUCUGAUGCCGUUUUAAAACAAUACGAAGAAGCAAAAUCUAUGCCCAGAUGCGCAGUAUGUAAUAACCCGCAUAAGGUUCCUCAGUGUGACCGUUUUAAAGCACUCACUAUGAAUGAGAGAUGGGACUUUGUUAAGAGGAAAAAUCUAUGCCGCCAGUGUUUGGGAACACACUCUCGCCGCUGCUGGAGUAAUAAGUCGUGUGGGGUGGAUAGCUGCACAAUACGUCACCACAAACUCCUUCACAAUUCUGAUGCUAACAAAAAUAGUGAAGUUUCAACGAUGCUGAAUAACCACCGUUCGAUUUCCAGCGACAACACCACAUAUUUUCGAAUCUUGCCGAUAGUUUUGUAUGGAAGAAAUAAAACAAUAUCCACAUACGCGUUUAUGGAUGAUGGAUCUACACUAACACUUAUAGAUCAAACACUUGCAGAUGAAUUGGGUGAGGCUGGCGUUCCCGAUCCUCUAUGCAUUCACUGGACUGGAGACAUAAACCGAUAUGAAGCUGAUUCGCAACGACUCGAUUUACGAAUUUCAGGUAAUAUUCAAGGUGCGAAAAUAUACUCACUCCGAGGUGUUUACACGGUUAGUAGCUUAAAUAUGUCAUCAUCAACAUUGAUUGCUGACCAAUUGAAAACAAAAUAUGCACAUUUAAAAGGCAUUCCCUUGCCAAACUUUAUUGACAUAGUUCCUAAGCUAAUUAUUGGUGUAAAUAACCCCAAUUUGAUAAUGGCACAGAAGGUACGUGAAGGUGGAUGGCAAGAUCCCGUAGGGGCGAAAACAAGAUUAGGGUGGACAAUUUUUGGUGGCGGUAAUAAUCAGAGUAAAGGUAACGGAUUAAACUUACAUAAAUGCGACUGUGAGAGCGAUAACAACUUGCAUGAACUCGUUAAGUCUUUCAUGUUGAAUGAAAAUAUUGGAAUUUCAGUGCCAAAGGUAAAUCCAGUUUCAAUGGAAGAUCAACGAGCCAUAGAAAUUUUGGGUAACUGCGAUUUGCAUGAGGGUCAGUACACCGCGAGCUUGCUGUGGUCAAAUGAUAAUAUACGAUUGCCAGACAGCUUGCCAACAGCUCUUAGUCGCUUUAAGUGUCUGGAACGUAAGUUAUCUAGCAAUCCUGAACUACAACGCAAUAUGCAGGAACAAAUUGACAACUUAGUUAAGAAAAAUUAUGCGACCAAGUUACCGAACGAAGCUAUAAAUGAUCGUGGUGACAAAAUUUGGUAUUUGCCGGUUUUUAUUGUCCGCAAUCCGCACAAGCCAAAUAAAAUUCGACUUGUGUGGGAUGCAGCCGCAAAAUCUAGAGAUGUAUCCCUAAAUAAUUUCUUACUGAAAGGGCCCGAUAUGUUAACUCCACUAGUAAAUAUAUUAUUCAACUUUCGAAUGGGUAGAAUCGCAAUAUGCGGUGAUAUCGAAGAAAUGUUCCACCGCAUUAAGUUACGACACCCAGACGCAGAUGCUCAGCGUUUUCUCUGGCGUACUAACAUGAAUGAUCCGAUAAACGUUUACAGGCUCAACGUUUUAAGUUUUGGUGCUUCUUGUUCUCCAUGUAUAGCGCAUUACGUGCGAGCUGCUCAAAAUUCUCAGGUAGCGUGUGCAAUAAAGAAUCACCAUUACGUCGAUGAUUUUACUGAUUCGGCUCGAACCGUCGACGAAGCUAUCAAAUUGGCAAAAAAUGUUCGAGAUGUUCACUCUAAAUGUGGUUUCAACAUGCGUAAUUGGUCAAGCAAUUCGCCAGAUGUUUUAGCAGCGCUUAAUGGAGAUGGGGAGCCACAACUUAAAUCAUUUGACUGCAGUAAGGAUGUCAUAAAUUUCGAAAAAAUACUUGGUAUGUACUGGGAACCAAAAUCCGAUACAUUCAGCUACGUGCUCAAAUUUGUUCGGCUUAAGCGCAAUGUAUUCGCGGACAGGGUCGUCCCUACAAAGAGAGAAGUAUUGCAAGUGCUCAUGUCAGUUUUCGAUCCGCUGGGACUAGUAGCUUGCUUAACUUCAUAUCUAAAGAUUCUUAUUCAAGAUAUCUGGCGAAGUGGAAUAGACUGGGAUCAACCGUUAAAUUAUGAACUUUCAUUGAAAUGGAAAACUUGGAUUGAAUACAUUUCCGUUAUUACUAGCGUGUCGGUACCGCGUUGCUACUCUCCACUCCUUUACGAGGAUGACUCUGGAGGUCACGUCGUCAGUAGGUUGGUGGCAGCUAAAGCAAAGGUCGCACCGUUGCGCCCGCUCUCAAUACCACGACUGGAACUACAGGCUGCGGUAAUUGGUGCACGUUUAACAAACAUGGUUGAGGAAGCACAUCAUAUAAAAUUUGAGAAACGUUGCACCUGGAGCGACUCAAAAACCGUUCUAAAGUGGCUUCAUGGUGAUCUGCGUAAAUUUCAACAAUUUGUAAUGUUUCGUAUCGCUGAAAUCCAAAAAGCAACUGCUAUCAGUGAAUGGCGUUGGAUACCAACAAAAAUGAAUGUCGCUGAUAUUGCUACGAAAACGAGGCCUUGCAUUGAGGUAGCUCAUCAGUGGAUAAAUGGUCCCGCUUUCCUUACUUUACCUACUAAAGAGUGGCCGGAACAAGAAGAUCUGGAACGUGAACUUGCUCACAAAGGUAUCGCCUGGAAGUUUAAUCCACCAGCUGCACCUCACAUGGGUGGAGCAUGGGAACGCCUAAUAAGAACAACAAAGGCAGUGCUGUAUAAGAUUUCGCCGUCGCAGAGAUUCUCUGAUGAAAGUUUACGUUCGGCUUUGCUGGAGGUGGAGAUGAUCAUUAAUUCUCGACCGCUGACAUAUCUAUCGCUCGACUAUGAAGACCAGGAACCGAUUACCCCAAACCAUUUUUUAUUGGGCAGUUCAAAUGGAGCCAAGCCGUUUUGUAAACCUGAAGAAAUUAGCUUAAAAAUGAAUUUACGUCAAAGCGAGAUAAUUGCGAAUUUAUUCUGGCGUCGAUGGGUACGUGAAAUGAUUCCAUCACUUACACGUCGCAGUAAAUGGUUUGAAAAAGUGAAACCCAUAAGCGAGGGUGACAUCGUAUUGAUUGUCGAUGAAAACGCAGAAAGGAACACUUGGCUAAAAGGUAUAGUCGUCGAAACAACGAUGGCAAAAGAUGGACAAGUAAGGCGUGCUAAAGUAAAAACGAGGCAAGGUGUUUUAGAACGACCAGCAGUAAAGCUUGCAGUGCUCGACAUCGGCAAAGACAAGGCAAGCUCCGAAGAUUCGUCCGCUUACCGGGGGGACAUUGUUGCCGACUUAAGCAACCCGUAA
This is a messenger RNA of Anastrepha ludens (Mexican fruit fly), 4464 nucleotides long. RefSeq lists its product as uncharacterized. Gene Ontology annotation, biological process: DNA integration. Gene Ontology annotation, molecular function: nucleic acid binding. Bases 1 to 4464 code for a protein of 1487 amino acids. The record is from RefSeq and is a predicted model, not a curated record. The transcript has 3 exons. Lineage: Eukaryota; Metazoa; Arthropoda; Insecta; Diptera; Tephritidae.